AAAACAGAAACUAAAAAACGUCCUUCUCCUCCUCAUCACGAGAUCUCCGCCGCUUCCGUUGGGAAAUGAGAAAUGUUCCACUCUCGCCACCCGACCAGCAUAAUAUUAGACAUUAGUAAUAAUCAUAAUAGUUGUUGUUACGUAAAUUUUGAAUACACUGCCGCCGUCGCCGCCAUACGGCCGAAAUAUUAUAGUGUACAGUUAUAUAAUCGGAGGCAUGGUCUUUUCGUUUUUCUGCCAGAAAAAUCGUAUUGAUGUGAACAAAAAGUUUCGAUUCUACUUCGAUUACGAAAUGGAGAUUUUCGACGUCAGAGAGCAGAACAAAGUCCAGGAUUCAGUUUCGAUGGUUGAGGACCAAGACCAAAUGGAGGAUCACGAUGAACCGCUUAGUAAAUUCAAGGUCGAAACAAAUAACCGGUUUUGGAGUGUUGGCUCUAAACUAGUGGUCUGUCGAAAGUUCAUCAACAAUAAGUUGGCAAAGUCUGAAGACGUCAACAGGAUCGCUUUCUAUAACAAACUCAAGUGCUUAGCUAAUAAUGAAAAAGUGACUAGUUCAUAUGAACUCAACAGACAAUUAAGUCAAGAGGAGGUAUUAUGGCAAAGUGAACUCAAAGACUUAAUAUGGUUAGAAUUGCGUGCCAGGCUAACUGACCGGACUAUAACGAGUCAAGACAAGUAUCUGUGCGAAGAGAGAAAAAAUAUCUGCUAUCUCCUUGAUGAAAUUAUAAACUUCAGUUUUAGAUUUGAUCAAUUACAUUCAAAAACAUCCCCAACUUGUGAAGAAUCGAAUAAUUGUUCAGAUGAAGAUGUUGGUCAAUGUUCAAGUCGCAGUGGAUGUCUUGGACUAUUUUGUUCUCGAUGUAUUGAACAACAAAAUCUAGCUCUCUGCCAAGUACAAAAACUUAUGGAACGAUUAGAGUAUGCUGAAUCUUUAUUUCCAUCUAGCCGAGCAUUUGCAGUACAAUAUCCUUUAUUUAAAAGUUCAGAAUUCACUAAUAGAGUUAAGGCAAUGUGUGUGUGGUACAAUAUGACAAAGAGACAGCGAUUGAUGUUGUUAAUUUUAGGCAGACAUUUAAUGAAAGAAGAAGAAGUGGAGUUGGAGCCAUUAAAUCAUUUGAUGGCAACUAGUAGUUGCAGUUCAGGUUCCCCCAGUGUAUCCAAUGAUAGUGGCAAAGGUUCAUUAACACCUUCUCCUAGAACUAGUAUUGAAAAUUUUGAAUUCAAAUUCAAAAGAUCUACUGUGAAUUAUCGUGAACCAAUAUCAUAUAAAGAUCUCGAUUUAUAUAACACCCAGCCUAUAGCUCAUCUUAGACAACAUUUUUUCCCUUACACAAUAGGAAUAAAUUCAUCUUGCUAUGCUUCUCAAACUUAUAGGCAAUUUAUUGCUGGUGUAUUAAAGACUAAGGGUUUAAGAAAAGCAUUAAAAUUUCUUGAUGAAUUAUACAAAAAUGUUCUGCGUAAAGCACAUUUAACUCUUAAAGAAGAAUCAACAGUGGAAGACGAUUCUAAACAUGAUGUACCUCAUGAUGAAGAAUUAUUGCGUUAUAGUUAUUGGAGUCAAGAAUCAAAGGAAUUGAACUUACCUUCGUAUAGAGCUACAUUUAUUUUUUUAUCUCGUAUUCCAUUGGAUCUUAUACAUGCUUAUCUUCGUAUGAGACUUGAUACUAGACCAGAAAAACCUUCAAUAAUGAGCAUCAGACAAUUGACUUGCGAGCUAAAGGAAGGUUUAAUGUUGGCUGUAGUACACAGGAGACGUUUUGUUCGUCAUAUACAAUCAACAUUAUGGUCUGAUACAGAAAUUGGUAUGAAAAUAUUCAAAGAACGUAUAAGCCAUUUUGACGAGUGUACCAAAAUUGUUUUGGAAGUUUAUUUGGGGUAUAUGGAACAAUGGGUAGUGAUGAUGGGAUAUUGUAAAGCUCAAAAAAAUAUGCUGGAAGAAGAAUGGAAUGACAUGAAAGUUAUAAUUCCUCAUAUUCCAGAUGGUAUGACAACGGUCACAAAAACAUUUUGCGAAAUUGCCAAACACAUGUUGGAAACAAUAUUAAAACAUUUCAAGGACCAAACUCAUAAUCAAAUAAAAAUGAUAGUACAAAAUGUUGAUCAUUCUCAAACCAAGCAAAACUUACUAGCCAUAUGCAGAGAAUUACAAAAUUUAUUAAGCUUAUUCAGAGAAAAAUCUUUUCUUGUGAUGUCAUUAGUUAAAAAUUUAUGCAAAGAUAUGAUCGAACAGUAUAAAAAAGAUAAAAUGAAUAAUGUGAAGUUUGAUGGUCCUUUAUCUCCAAUUUUGACUACAAUGAUACCUUUAAAAGAAAAAUUGUUGGAAGUUUGUCGGUGUAUUAUAGAAAUAAUUACAUCAUUAGAGGAAGCAGCUGAUACUUGUAACAGUGAUAUUGACGAUAUAACAUUAGCCCCUCGUAUUCGAGAAGUCUUGCACCAGAUGUAUAAAUUUGGAUUUGAGUAUCAUAAAGAAGCUAACAAAAUUAUGUGUGGUCCGUAUAAAGACCAAGCCACUCUCUACAACGUAUCUAUUUCAAAACGUUGGAUAAAUUUUGUACACAAACGAUGUGAACCCGGUCGAGGUUUAAAGCCCAAAUGGGCAAAUAAUGGAGUAGAUUUUUUACUCAGCGUAUGUGAACCUCAGAACGUUGCUGGACUUAGUGAUGUGGAUUUUAAGAAUUUUAAGAUUUUGAUAGAAAAUUGUGUAGUAUAUAUUAUUGGAAAAUUGGACGAUGGUGGUUCGUUUUCAAACCCUAGUGUUAUACAAAAAAAGCGUCAUUCUUCCGCAAUUGAGGGGAGGAAUAAAAUGUUGAAGACUGAAAAAACUUUUAAAAGUGAUAUUGAGAGAAAUGUACGGGUCAUGGAUGCUGUUAAUAAACUAGAUCAUCAAUUAGAAGAGAAAUUGCGAUCACAAGAGUUAAUUGGGCACAUUCGACAUGAUUAUAAUAUCGAACGUAUUGAGUAUGUUCGUCCUCGUCCUGUACAUUUUAGUUGGCAACGGGGCAUAAAAAUCGGACAAGGCCGUUUUGGUAAGGUAUACACUGCCGUUAAUAAUGAAACUGGAGAAUUGAUGGCUAUGAAAGAAAUACAAUUGCAACCAUUUGAUCACAAUGCAAUCAGAAAUGUAGCUGUUGAGUUAAGGAUAUUUGAAGGCAUCACUCAUGAACAUCUUGUUAGAUAUUAUGGCGUUGAAAUUCAUAGGGAAGAGAUGCUCAUAUUUAUGGAAUUGUGUGCUGAAGGGACAUUGGAAAAUUUAGUCGCAGCCACAGAAAGUGGACUACCAGAAGCUCUUUUACGUAGGUUUACUAAACAGUUGGUUAGUGGAGUGGACAUUUUACACCAGCAUGCCAUCGUUCAUAGAGAUAUUAAAAGUGCAAACAUUUUUUUGACUGACGAAGGCAACUGUUUGAAACUGGGUGAUUUUGGUUCUGCAGUAAAAAUGAAAGCGCAUACCACAGUUCCAGGAGAACUUAAAGGGUUUGUUGGAACACAAGCGUACAUGGCACCAGAAGUUUUUAUGAAAUCCAACACGGAAGGACAUGGUAGAGCCGUAGACAUUUGGUCAAUAGGAUGUGUGAUAAUUGAAAUGGCUUCAGGCAAAAGACCGUGGCACGAGUAUGAUUCUAACUACCAAAUCAUGUUUAAAGUGGGCAUGGGAGUCUUGCCAACUGUACCGGACACACUGUGCGAUGAGGGCCAACAGUUUGUCGACAGUUGUCUACAACAUGAUCCGUACUCUAGAGCAACUAUUUCGAAACUGCAAGAACAUAACUUUAUCAAAGUUAUGCCCGAGGAGUGUGUUUCCUGUCGAAUAUCUUCAACUGCAAUGCUGGAGGAAUACAUAAAAUUGGGUUUUAAACGAUAGCAUCCAGUAUUUUUUAUAUUAUUUUAAUCCUAUACUGUAUACUUGAACAUUAUAUUCAUGUAACAUUUUAAUUAUUUACUCAUAUACACUUCGAGAUGUUUUAUUUUCUAUUAUAAAAUUUUUUUGCUAGUUCCACUAAAUCUAGACCAUCAAAUAUAUUGAUCUCACAAAAACGUGGUAAUAUUUUUUGUUAGGUCAAUGUAUAGUGAUGAUAGAUAACUGUAAAUAUUAUUUUUUAGUCUUUAAAGUACAACGCGCAAUAAUUAAAAUUAUAUUAUGUGUUAGCUAGUAAUUAAAUUUUAUCAUAUUAGGAAUUAAAAAAAUUUAUAUUUAAGUCGUUGGAUGACAUCAUUAUUGGACUAAAAAUUAUAAUAGAUUUUUUGGUUAUAUAAUUGAAAAAAAAUAAAGGUGUUGCUGAUUAAUUAUUAAAGAACAAAAUAAAUUUUACUACUAUGUAUCGUUAAUUUUACUACCUUGUCUGUAAAUUAUUUGUGAAUGUUAUUGUGGUUUUGUAUUUAAUAGAUAGAUUUGUAUCCAAUAAGUAACUUUUAUGUUAAAAUGUGUCUUAGUCUAUUUAUUAACUUGAAUUAUUGAUCACAUCACAACUAGUUCAAUAUUCAAAUUAUGCGGCCACUUGUUAGGAUUAUUAAUAUUGUUUUAGUGAAUAUGAAAUACCUCAUACCCAUUUUGUUCUAUGAUAUUUAUGCCAAUCAUCAUUUAUUAUUAUUAUUAUUAUUAUUUUUUUACGUUAUGUAUGUAUCAAGUAGUUGUUAAAUUGUUUAAAUUAUAUUCUUAUACAUGCCGUCCUUUAAAAAAUAUAUAAUUAUGUUAAAAAUGGUAAAUAUAUAAUAUAUUAUUCAUAUAAUGAAAAUGUUAUUUUAUUAUAAAUUUAUAAAUGUACAAUAAAUUAUAGUAUUGUUAAGAA
This is a messenger RNA of Metopolophium dirhodum (rose-grain aphid), 4787 nucleotides long. RefSeq names its product mitogen-activated protein kinase kinase kinase 4 (gene Mekk1). Gene Ontology annotation, biological process: protein phosphorylation; MAPK cascade. The transcript has 22 exons. Bases 218 to 3862 code for a protein of 1214 amino acids. The record is from RefSeq and is a predicted model, not a curated record. NCBI's taxonomy places the organism in Eukaryota, Metazoa, Arthropoda, Insecta, Hemiptera, Aphididae. Gene Ontology annotation, molecular function: ATP binding; protein kinase activity.